AUUCAGAUCAGCAGAGAGAUUGGCUCUGGUAUGCGUGAGUUCGCCAACACCAUGGGAUCGCUAAACAUAGUGAUCCGGAUCUCGAACGCCCUGCGAUUGGGUUCGUUCGAUCCGGAACGCGGGUCACCGGCAAAUGCAGCGUUUCCGGUGACUUUGGAAGAUCCUCCAGCAUAUGCAUCAUGUUUUGGAGUUUGCAUGGCAACCUGCAAGCUUUCGGUCAACGAUGAUGCCUAUGCUUGUACCCAUGGUUGCGCUAGCUCUAUCAAAUUCAAGGUCGCCACAUCAUCAGUUUCCGAUACUGAGAAGUAUGUGAAUGAUUAUGUGGAUGCUUGUUAUCAGAGUUGCUCUAAUAAUUGUAGACAUGUGGAUUAAUAUCUAACUAUAUAAUAAUGGGGUACCAUCAUGGUCAUCCAAAUACAAAAUAU
Messenger RNA from Rosa chinensis, 425 nucleotides. RefSeq lists its product as uncharacterized. Bases 31 to 372 code for a protein of 113 amino acids. Lineage: Eukaryota; Viridiplantae; Streptophyta; Magnoliopsida; Rosales; Rosaceae. The record is from RefSeq and is a predicted model, not a curated record. The transcript is spliced from 2 exons.